AUGUUCUACCCGCAACAGUCGGCCUCGUCCUCGGCCGCCAAGCACCACGACGGAGGCUCAGGUCAGAUCUCUGAGCUCGGCCUAGGCGGACGCGCAGGUGGUGGUGGCGGCGGCGGCGGAGGCGGCGGCGGCGGUAAUGGCUCGGGUGGGUGGGGACGGCAUCCAGCCGCCUUCAACCCCUCGCUGUCCAUGCCGUCCGGCGGCGGUUUCGGCGGCGGUGCCAACGGCCUGUUUGGCGGCCCUCCCCCAGGACAGGGCCACCAUGGUGGGCCAGGUGGGCCCCAUGGCGUACACCCCCAGCACGGCGGCUUGCACGGCCACGCACAGCACCCGCACCACCCGUCGUUUGGCAACGGCGGAGGAGGCGGCAGCAUGCACCUCGGCGGCCAGCAGCAUUCCGGCGGGUUUGGCGGCGGCCACGGCGGCCCAGGCCAGUACGGCGGCGGGAUGGGCGGCGGAAUGGGCUUUGGCGGCGCCCAGCAGGCGAGCCCCCCUCGCCCACAGGCAGAGGCAACGCCGCUCACCCCGCACUGGCAGCAGCAGCUUUUGCGGGCGGAGACGUCGCGUGUCGCUAGCUCCCCUCACCACCGCGCGCGCUCGGCGGCCAUGGCCUCGCGCAUGACCAACAAGCCCGCAGCAGUCGCCAUCUUGGACCCGAACCGUCCCGCGUCGUCGCAAGGCGUCGGCACUCCUGGGGGAAGCAGCACUCCCAACGGCACCCACAGGAGGAACGCGCCCAGCACGGCCUCCAACGCCGUCACGGCCCCAUCACCGUCCAACGACAGCGCAGCUGGCGGUGGCAGUGGCACCGACCCCAACGCCGACCCCAUGAACCCCGCGCAGCCUCCCGCACCUGCGUCCAGGCAGGACGAACCGUACGAGCCGUGGACGGGUCUCGACCUGGGCGGUAUCCGGCUCAAGACGCUCUCCCCUUCCCUCUUUACCUUUACCCACAUCACCUCUCUGUACAUCAACCACAACAACCUCAAGGUCCUCCCCGCCGCAAUCUGCAACCUCAAGCAGCUCACCCUCCUGGACGCCACGUCCAACGAGCUGGCGUCGCUGCCGCCCGAGAUUGGUGUCCUGUGCAAGCUCAAGGAGCUGCUGCUGUUUGACAACAACCUCACCUCACUCCCGACUGAGAUUGGUGGUCUUUACCAGCUCGAGACACUCGGUGUGGACGGCAACCCCAUGGACGAGAGCGUGCGCAAGACCAUUGCCGAGCAAGGCACCCAGGCGCUCAUUGCCCACUACCGCGACGUUCACCAGAGCGAGGCCCCGCCCGAGCGUACUUGGAUUGAGAUUGAACCCGACAUUUCGUCUCCUUCGCAGGCCAACACCGAGUCGUUUACGACCUUGUCGUACAACAUUCUGUGCCCGUCGUUUGCCCCGUCUUCAUCGUACGCGUACACGCCUGGAUGGGCUCUCGACUGGAGUUACCGUCGCGAGACGCUGCUCGAGGAACUCAUCAACGCUUCGGCCGACGUUGUCUGUCUGCAGGAGAUUGACGGCGAGCAGUACUCGGAGUGGUUCUACCCCAAGCUCAAGGAACGCGGCUACGACGGCUGCCACUACCCGCGCACGCGUGCGCGCACAAUGUCGCCCGAGGAUGCCAAGCUCAUUGACGGCUGUGCGACGUUCUGGAAGCGGGAAAAGUUCCACCUCAUCGAGACCCAGGUCAUCGAGUUUAACCAGAUUGCGCUCAAGAAGGAGGACAUGCGUACCGACGACAUGUUCAACCGCGUCAUGGCGCGUGACAACAUUGCCACCGUCGCGCUCCUCGAGUUUGCCCAGUCUGGCGCCCGUCUGGCUGUCACCAACGCGCACCUCUACUGGGACCACCGCUUCCGCGACGUCAAGCUCGUCCAGAUUGGCAUGAUGAUGGAGCGUCUCGAGGAGAUUGUCAAGAGCUUUUCGUUGCUCCCGGCCAAGCCGGCCACCGAAGGCGAGCCCGCCCCGCCCCACUACGACAAGCUCCAGCAGGGUCGCGACAUUCCUCUGGUGGUCUGUGUCGACCUCAACUCGCUCCAGCAGUCUGGUGUGUACGAGUACAUUUCCGACGGCCAGAUCCCGCCCGACCACCCCGAUUUCAUGACCCACACGUACGGUCCUUACACGACGCGUGGUCUCGUGCACAACCUCGGCCUUCGGUCGUCGUGCGCAAGCUUUGGCGAGAUGAAGAUGACAAACUACACGCCCACGUUCGACGAGGCCAUCGACUAUGUGUUUUACACCCCGCGCUCGCUCAAGGUCACCAGUGUGCUCGGCGACGUCGACCGCAAGUAUCUGUCGCGCGUCGUCGGCUUCCCCAACGCGUAUUUCCCCUCGGACCACAUCCCCGUGUUCUCCCAGUUCCGCGUCAAGGGUGCAGUCGACGCUGCGCCGUCGGCCCCAUCGUACGGCUCGUAUCACCACUAG
Messenger RNA from Apiotrichum porosum, 2418 nucleotides. It is a transcript of the gene CCR4, whose product is annotated as Glucose-repressible alcohol dehydrogenase transcriptional effector. Gene Ontology annotation, molecular function: protein binding; poly(A)-specific ribonuclease activity. The record is from RefSeq and is a predicted model, not a curated record. The transcript has a single exon. Lineage: Eukaryota; Fungi; Basidiomycota; Tremellomycetes; Trichosporonales; Trichosporonaceae. Gene Ontology annotation, cellular component: nucleus; CCR4-NOT complex; cytoplasm. Gene Ontology annotation, biological process: nuclear-transcribed mRNA poly(A) tail shortening. Bases 1 to 2418 code for a protein of 805 amino acids.